UUACUACCUUUUUUUCCUACCAUUUAUAAAUACCCGACCAAAUGACUUUUAUUUCAUCUAUCUCAUUCUUUUCAUUUUUAAUACCACAAAAUCUUUUGUUCCCAUCAUUAUAUCUUAUAGUCUAAGUGAAGACUUAUGAAUCAAGAAUAUUAACAACCCAAUUUGUUUGCUUUACAGCCUUUUUCUCUCUUUUGUCUUUGCUCUUUCCCUGCAAAAAUUUAAGCAAUCAUCAAAUUUCUUGAUAUUUUAUUUUCUUUCUUCAUUACAAACUUUUUCUUGCUUGUUUUUAAAAAUCAGACUAAUACCCAGUUCACAAAAUGCAGAAUCUGAGAUGGGUUUUGAAGUUCUUGCUGAUUCUGUCAUUUUUCAGUCAGCUGUCAGAAUGUGAAAGUCCUGAUGCAAUAAGUUCAGGUUGUAAUGCAGCUGAUAGAGCUGCACUUUUAAGCUUUAAAUCGAAGAUUUCGAAAGAUACGACGGGCAUACUCGAAUCAUGGGUGGGCACAGAUUGCUGUGGAGGAAGCUGGGAAGGUGUUCAAUGUAAUCCAUCUACUGGAAGAGUUACUGCAUUGGAGCUGCAGAAACCUUCUGAUAGUGACAGUGAAAUUGCUGAUGGUAUUUUUAUGGAGGGAACACUGUCACCUGCUUUAGGUAACUUGCAAUUCCUUGAAGUGUUAGUGAUCAGUGGUAUGAAGUACAUUAGAGGAAACAUUCCUGAUACAUUAUCCAACUUAAGACACUUAUCUCAGCUUGUCCUUGACAGCAAUUCGCUUUUAGGACUUAUCCCUUCCGGCAUUGGCCGUUUGCCUUCUCUUAAAACAUUAAUCUUAGACGGCAACCGCCUUACAGGUUUAAUGCCACCCAGCUUAGGAAAUCUUAAGGGCCUUCUCCAACUGAAUUUAGGUAAAAACUACCUUGCUGGUCCUAUCCCACUUACUUUUAGAAACCUUCAGAGUUUGCAGUUUAUUGAUCUUAGCAACAAUUUAUUAUCUGGGGUAAUCCCUGAUUUUGUUGGACAGUUUCAUAAUCUGACAUUCAUCAAUCUUUCUCAUAAUAAGCUCUCUGGUUUAAUACCCAUAUCACUUUGCAGUCUUAAUGCACUUUCAGAUGUUUCCCUGAGUGACAACCAGCUCACAGGAAGGAUUCCUGAGAGAAUUGGUGGUCUUAAAUCACUCACCAGUCUUUCCCUUAGUAAUAAUCAUCUUACAGGUCCAAUUCCUGAAUCUGUUGCUAGAUUAGAGAAUUUAUGGUACCUUAAUUUAUCAAGAAACGCGCUCUCGAAUCCUCUGCCAAGUACCCUUUCCAAAGGCUUGCCAUCUUUGUUGUCAAUUGAUCUGUCUUACAACAGUUUCAGCUUAGGGACAGUUCCUGAUUGGAUCAGGAGCAGAGCACUUACUGCUGUCCAUUUAGCUGGUUGUAAUCUUAAAGGAACUCUUCCAACUUUCAAAACACCUACCUCUUUAACCUCCAUAGAUUUCUCCAAUAACCAUUUCACUGAUGGUAUCUCUAGUUUUUUGACAAAAAUGCCCAACUUGAAUUCUCUCAAGCUUUCCAAUAACAAACUCAAGCUCGACGUUUCUAGCAUUGUCUUGCCAAGAGGGAUAUCUUCUAUUGAUCUCAGCGCGAACCAGCUCUUUGGUCCUCUUUCCGCUAUUCUCAAUGAUCACACUAGUAGUUUUCUUGAAGUUAUUGAUGUCUCAAGGAACAUAAUCUCUGGCACUAUUCCUGAAUUUAAGGAAGGGUUGGCCUUGAAAGUACUCAACAUUGGAAGUAACAAGAUUACAGGACAUAUACCAACCUCAAUCUCAAACUUGAUUGAGCUACAAAGGUUUGAUAUAUGCCGGAAUCGAAUUUCUGGGAUCAUUCCAUCCAGUUUAGGCCUACUGGUGAAGCUGCAAUGGCUGGACUUGUCUAUCAACAGCCUCACAGGAAAAAUUCCAAACAGCUUGCUUGGAAUAAAAAACCUCAGGCAUACAAGUUUUAGAGCAAACAGAUUGUGCGGAGCUAUACCACAGGGCAGACCUUUCAAUAUCUUUCCUGCAUCAGCUUAUGCGCACAACCAGUGCUUGUGUGGUAAACCCCUGCAUCCUUGCAAGGGGAAAAACCCACCUCAAAUAAGCCAGUAACAAGCUGACUCUUAAUAAACAGACGCACUGUAAUUUCAAUCUUUACUAACUGCCAACAUGAUGCUUUUCAUGUAGCAGUGUACCAGAUAGGCUUUUUAUUUCUUAGAUUUUCACCCACAUUCUUUUCCUGAUGCUUGCCUCACAAGCAUCCUACAUUGUACUUUUAUUCGAGUUUCGAGUAUAGCAUUAUCUAUUUCGCGUUCAAAACAUUGUAUUGCGCAGAAUCUGCGCGUCUUUGUAAGGCUAAUAGUCACUAUACAAGCCAUAUACCUUCUUGGUACAAUGGUACUUAGUUCAGACUUUCA
Molecule: messenger RNA, 2428 nt
Organism: Beta vulgaris subsp. vulgaris (sugar beet)
Lineage: Eukaryota; Viridiplantae; Streptophyta; Magnoliopsida; Caryophyllales; Amaranthaceae
Product: probable leucine-rich repeat receptor-like protein kinase At1g35710
Exons: 1
Coding region: 318-2123 (601 amino acids)
Molecular function (GO): protein binding
Source: RefSeq, a predicted model, not a curated record